This is a messenger RNA of Nerophis lumbriciformis (worm pipefish), 1711 nucleotides long. RefSeq names its product N-acyl phosphatidylethanolamine phospholipase D (gene napepld). Gene Ontology annotation, cellular component: membrane-bounded organelle; cytoplasm. The record is from RefSeq and is a predicted model, not a curated record. Gene Ontology annotation, molecular function: zinc ion binding; N-acylphosphatidylethanolamine-specific phospholipase D activity. Gene Ontology annotation, biological process: N-acylphosphatidylethanolamine metabolic process; N-acylethanolamine metabolic process. NCBI's taxonomy places the organism in Eukaryota, Metazoa, Chordata, Actinopteri, Syngnathiformes, Syngnathidae.
AGGACAAAGGACACGUCUGUCGACUCUGCAAUGUUUGCUUUUGUCAUUUAGCCAUAGAGCCACAAAUGGUUGCACACACUACACACAUCUUUGUUUUGGUUCCCAACCACAGGCCUCCAUUGUUGUCGCACAGCCACACUAAUAUACAGUGGGUAGUGAACGCACCAGUGCAGUAAACAGGAUGCCCCUCAUCAAAAUGAAUGGACCAUCCAUCUUCUCAGUCUCUGUUGGACAUCACUGCAGACAGCUGUGUGUCCAGUUGUCCUUCAAAUGUGGAGGUGAGCCCAUGGAAAAGUUGUCAUCUUCAGACAAAGGAGCCCUGGAGGAGAGGAAAGGCCUGGUGGAGGAUGAUGGCGUGUUGAGGGGGGCAGAGGGCGGAGAAGCGGGUCUUCACGCCCAGAGGAGGAGCAGCUCGUCACGAUCCUCACGCAAGAGCUUUCGACUGGACUACCGCGUGGAGGAAGAGGUGACAAAGUCAUGUCGUGACAAACAUGGCCGCUUCACCAAUCCCUGGCCGACAUGGCGCUUCCCCUCCUACCCCACCCUGCUCCGGUUCCUUUUGCUCGACAAGAACCACAGCAAUGUCCCGACCAGUAAAGAGGCUCUUGACAACGAGCUACCUGUGAUGGAGCCGUACUUUGUCCAGAAUCCGGACCUUUCCCUUUCCGGCCCUGGUUUGAGGGUCACCUGGCUGGGCCACGCCUCAGUUCUGGUGGAACUGGAUGGUUUGAAUAUUCUGACAGAUCCUAUUUUCAGCCAGAGGGCGUCGCCGUUCCAGUUCAUGGGUCCGAAAAGAUACAGAGGCCCACCUUGUAACGUGCAACAGUUGCCCCGCAUCGACGCCGUGGUCAUCAGUCAUUCCCACUACGAUCACCUCGAUGCUGGAACAGUGGCUAGCCUCAACGCACGCUUCGGCGGGGAGCUACGCUGGUUCGUGCCACUCGGCUUGAUGGACUGGCUGUCCAAGGCGGGCUGCGAGAAUGUAAUAGAGCUGGACUGGUGGGAGGAGAACUGCGUGCCGGCUCACGAUGACAUCACAUUCGUGUGCACGCCCUCUCAGCACUGGAGCAAACGCAGCGCGGUGGAUGACAACAAGUCCUUAUGGGCCAGCUGGGCUGUUCUGGGUCCAGAUCACCGCUUCUUCUUUGCCGGAGAUACCGGAUACUGCCCAGCCUUCAAAGAGAUCGGUCGACGCUUUGGACCGUUUGACCUGGCGGCAAUCCCCAUUGGCGCAUAUAUUCCCAGGGAUGUGAUGAAAGGGCAGCAUGUAGACCCAGAGGAGGCGGUGCAGAUCCACAUGGACCUUCAGGCCAAACACUCACUUGCCAUUCACUGGGGGACUUUUGCUCUGGCCUAUGAGCACUAUCUGGAGCCGCCACGUCGCCUGCAAGAAGCUCUGGAGGAGAAAGAGCUAAAACCACAAUCCUUCUUCACGCUGCAGCAUGGAGAGUCUCGCCUUCUGACGUCACGUGAUGGGGACGUCUUCCGCUGAUUGUGGCUUUUAGUGACGUCAUGCAUAUCUGGCCUGGAUUUUACAUGGCCUACAUUAUGAAAUGGAGACUUAUACGCUGAUCAUAGUUUAAGCUGAGCUGGGUUCGGCUUUAUGAAUGUUUUAUAUGAUUCCAGCUUGACAUCUUAUUAGACAUGUAUGAGGCUGUAAUGUGAGGAUUAUUCUGAAAACUAUCAUUUCCAUGUAUUCGCACUUAGACUU